AUGGCAGACUCUACCACAGACCACUCCCAUCAACCCGAACAGCAGCAGCAGCAGCAACAGCAGCAACAACAACCCAACCCCUUCAUUCCCAUGUUCACCACCUUCCGCGACGAGCUCGACGAGCACCACGACCGUCGCGAACGCAUAAUAAAAGCCAGUCGCGACAUCACCGCCCUCAGCAAGAAGAUAAUCUUCGCGUUGCAGCGUAUCCGAACCCUCAACCACCCCCUCCCCCCCAACCUAACCAAAGAAACCACCACGCGCUUCGCACAAAUAACCACCCACUUCACCGCCCUCCUCCCAGACCUGACCCCCGCGCCCAACACCCACCGAUACAUGCGCCAACUCAGCCCCGCGAUCCAAGAAUUCAUCGAAGCCAUAUCCUUCCACCACUACCUCACCACACAGUCCCUAAUCACUCUCGAAGAAGUGCGGAAGCAUCUCCCUGCGGGGAUUCUCGUCACGGAGGAGGAUUAUCUGCUUGGGUUGUUUGAUUUAACGGGCGAGAUGAUGCGGUUUGCGGUGACGGGGUUGUCCGCGGGAAGUACGUCUGAAGGUGAUGGUGUGGGGCUAGGCGAGGAGCAAAAGGGCAUUGUGGUCGAUUUGAGGGAGAUGAGGUGCGGGUUUGAGGGGUUGAGUGUGCCGGGCAGACAUCGUGGGGUUAUGUUGAGGGAUAUGGGGAAGAAGGUGGAUGUUAUGCAGGGGAGUGUGGAGAAGGUGGAACGCGCGGCGUAUGGGAUUUUGGUCAGGGGGAGGGAGAGACCGAAGGGGUGGAGGCCGGAUUUGGUGGUGAGUGGGGGUGGAGAGGAUGAGUAUUGA
Molecule: messenger RNA, 819 nt
Organism: Aspergillus eucalypticola CBS 122712
Lineage: Eukaryota; Fungi; Ascomycota; Eurotiomycetes; Eurotiales; Aspergillaceae
Product: translin family protein
Exons: 2
Coding region: 1-819 (272 amino acids)
Cellular component (GO): cytoplasm; nucleus
Molecular function (GO): RNA endonuclease activity; sequence-specific DNA binding; RNA binding
Source: RefSeq, a predicted model, not a curated record